CGUUCAGUCAUACAAUCGGCUAACGAUGAGGUUACUAUCAGUGUUUAGCGUUUUGGUGGUGACGAUCGUCGCAUUGAGCCAGGCGGCGAUUACACGCCCGGAAGAUAUCAACUGGGCCGAGGUACGUCCGGUACAGGAAAGUCCCCUGUUCAAGGCAAACCGUGCGUCCAGCUUUGUCGAUCGGUUUUUGGCUAACGUUGAACCGGUGCAACCGCUACCAUCACCUGUACGAAGUGGCCGCAUCAACAAUGGCGUCAUCGUAGGUCCAACCGAUAUUCCAUACAUUGUCGGUGUGCUGGUGUCGGUCGUACACGGAACAUACUUCUGCGGUGGUGUACUGGUGUCGGCAACAAACGUCCUUACAUCGGCCACUUGUGUAGAAGGACAAUCUUCGAUUACGGUACUGCUUGGUGCGAGUGACAUUACGCGCGCUCAGGACUUCGUGCUCGUCAGUCACGUUCGGGUGCAUCCUGAUUUCAGCUCCUUUUUCCAAGCGAACGAUCUGGCCAUACUGACCCUUUCCCGGGAACCACGAUUCAGCGAUCAAAUACAAAUAGCACGCCUUCCACGUCGUGCUCAGGUAGGUGAAUCGUUCUCCAACGUUUGGACCACAAUCAGUGGCUGGGGUGAAACGGCCUCUAACACCGGGGAAGCACUUCCGAUGCAACAGCUCCGUUCCGUUCGAUCGCAAGUCAUUUCGAACUUUAGCUGCACGAUCAGUUUUCCGCUUUAUCUGCGCUCCUCCAACGUUUGCACCUCGUCGGAUGGUGGCGCUCCUUGUGUGGGUGAUGAAGGUGGCCCAGUAACAGUUGUUGAGGAAGAUGGACAGUCCACAGUGAUCGCAAUCCAUUCGUAUACGUACUCCCGUGGAUGCACUCGUAGUUGGCCAGCCGUACAUACGCGUGUUACGGAUUACCUUAACUGGAUUGAAAUCUACACUGGAGCCACCAUUCGGGCGUAGAAAUCGUUCAUAAACGGCUAUCGAUAAAUACAAUCAUGUUGCAUGAAAUGAGUACCAAA
Anopheles funestus (African malaria mosquito) is the source of this 1020-nucleotide messenger RNA. Its product is annotated as serine protease 1-like. Gene Ontology annotation, biological process: proteolysis. The coding region runs from base 26 to 961 and encodes 311 amino acids. Gene Ontology annotation, molecular function: serine-type endopeptidase activity. The record is from RefSeq and is a predicted model, not a curated record. NCBI's taxonomy places the organism in Eukaryota, Metazoa, Arthropoda, Insecta, Diptera, Culicidae. The transcript is spliced from 3 exons.